Messenger RNA from Polyodon spathula (Mississippi paddlefish), 3281 nucleotides. It is a transcript of the gene usp5, whose product is annotated as ubiquitin specific peptidase 5 (isopeptidase T). Gene Ontology annotation, biological process: protein deubiquitination. The coding region runs from base 32 to 2623 and encodes 863 amino acids. Lineage: Eukaryota; Metazoa; Chordata; Actinopteri; Acipenseriformes; Polyodontidae. The record is from RefSeq and is a predicted model, not a curated record. Gene Ontology annotation, molecular function: protein binding; cysteine-type deubiquitinase activity; zinc ion binding. The transcript is spliced from 20 exons.
CGCCUGCAGACUGAUUGAGGGUCUUGUUAACAUGGCGGAUCUGAACGAGGUUUUGUUGUCAGUCCUGUCGACUAUCCGGGUACCCAAACCCGGAGACCGGGUUCACAAAGACGAAUGCGCUUUCUCGUUUGACAGCCCGGAGUCUGAGGGAGGACUGUACGUCUGCAUGAGCACGUUCCUGGGCUUCGGGAAGCAGUUUGUGGAGAGACACUACAGGAAGAGCGGCCAGAGAGCCUACCUGCACAUCAAGAGGACCCGCAAACCGAAGGAAGAGGAGGGGGGGUCAGGAUCAGGGGACCCUCCAAGGAAGAAACCCACCCGGCUGGCGAUCGGAGUGGAGGGAGGAUUUGAAGUCUCCUCUGAGCAUGCUCAGUUUGAAGAGGAAGUGAAGCUGGUGAUUCUCCCAGAGAGACUGGAAGUGACAUCAGAGGACUUGAGCAGCAUGCCUGAUGUUGUGAGAGAGAGGGUGUCUCUCUCUCUCUCCGGUAUUCUCUCCUCGGACUCUGCCUCUCACCAGGAUGAGGUUCAGCAGUGGGACGGGGAGGUACGGCUUGUCUCCAAGCACGCCGCAGGACUACAGCAGCUCGACUCUGGGCUGCGCAUCCCCCCCAGUGGCUGGCGCUGUCAGGUCUGUGACCUCGAUGAGAAUCUCUGGAUGAACCUCACUGACGGGGCGAUUCUGUGUGGCCGGCGCUACUUCGACGGGAGCGGCGGGAACAACCAUGCCAUGCAGCACUACCGCGAGACAGGCUUCCCGCUGGCCGUCAAACUGGGCACCAUCACCCCGGCCGGAGCAGACGUGUACUCCUAUGAUGAGGAUGACAUGGUUUUGGAUCCUGGGCUCCCUUCACAUCUCGCCCACUUCGGCAUCGACAUGAUGCAAAUGCAGAAGACUGACAAGACAAUGACGGAGCUGGAGAUUGAUAUGAACCAGCGCAUUGGGGAGUGGGAGGUGAUCCAGGAGUCGGGGGGUGCGCUGCAGCCUCUCUGUGGCCCGGGGUACACUGGCAUGAAGAACCUGGGCAACAGCUGCUACCUGAACUCUGUGAUGCAGGUGCUGUUCAGUGUGCCGGACUUCCAGAGCACGUAUGUUGCGAAUUUGGAGAAAAUUUACCAAGACGCCCCGACAGACCCAACUCAGGAUUUCAGAACACAAGUGGCAAAGCUGGGUCACGGGCUGCUCUCAGGGGAGUACUGCAGGCCGGCCGAGGGGUGGAGCGAGGGGGGCCCCAGCACAGAGCCCAAGGGGGAUCAGGAGGGCAUAGCCCCCCGAAUGUUCAAGGCUCUGGUUGGGAAGGGGCAUCCGGAAUUCUCCACAAAUCGGCAGCAAGAUGCCCAGGAAUUCCUGCUGCACUUUGUCAACAUGGUUGAGCGGUAUUGCCGUUCCUCUGAUUGUCCCUCGGAGUCGUUCCGGUUCCUGGUUGAGGAGCGGAUCCACUGCCUGCAGUCUGACAAAGUGAAAUACACCCAGCGAGCAGAGUCCCUGCUGCAGCUGCCUGUUCCCCUGGAACACGCCACCAACAAGGAGGAGCUGAGUGAGUACGAGCAGAAGAAAAAGGAGGCCGAGCUUGCCAAGGCCCCUCCCCCUGAGCUGGUGCGCGCUCACAUCCCAUUCGCUGCCUGUCUGAGCGCGCUCAGUGAGCCUGAGACCCUGGAGGAAUUCUGGAGCUCGGCCCUGCAGGCGAAGAGCAUGGCCAGCAAGACCACACGCUUCGCCUCCUUCCCAGACUACCUGGUCAUUCAGAUCAAGAAGUUCACCUUUGGACUCGACUGGGUCCCCAAAAAACUGGAUGUGUCGAUUGAGAUGCCGGACUCCCUGGAUGUUUCCUCCCUCCGAGGGGCGGGGCUACAGCCAGGGGAGGAGGAGCUCCCAGACCUGGCCCCGCCCUCUCUCAUUACACCAGACGUCGAGGUCAAAGGUAGCCUGGGUGGUUUCCUUAGCAACACAGAGGAAGACGAUUCACUCUGCUCACCACUGCUUUCCACUCCAAACUCUCCUGUCCUGGAUGAGUCUGUGAUCACUCAGCUGGCUGAGAUGGGAUUCCCAGUGGAGGCCUGCCGCAAAGCCGUCUUCUAUACUGGGAACACUGGGGUCGAGGCUGCCAUGAACUGGGUGAUGACUCACAUGGAUGACCCAGAUUUCUCCGCCCCCUUGGUGCUACCGGGUUUUAGCCCUGCCCCCACUGACAUGCCCACUCCACAGGGCACUCCAGACCCGCCCCCUUCCGAGGAACACCUAGCAACCAUCAUCUCCAUGGGCUUCUCCAGAGACCAGGCCAGUAGGGCGCUGAAAGCCACAAGUAACUCGCUGGAGAGAGCAGUGGACUGGAUCUUCAGCCACAUCGACGAUCUGGAUGCGAUGGACAUUUCAGAGGGACGCUCUGCAGCAGAGUCUGUCUCGGAGUCCGUCCCUGCUGGACCCAGAGUGAGGGACGGAGAAGGAAAGUACGAGCUGUUUGCCUUCAUCAGUCACAUGGGCACCUCUACCAUGUGUGGGCACUAUGUGUGUCACAUCAAGAAGGAGGGCAGAUGGGUGAUUUAUAAUGACCAAAAGGUUUGUGCCUCUGAGAAACCUCCAAAAGACCUGGGCUACAUCUACUUCUACCAGCGAUCGAGCAGCUAGAGGGGAGAGAGGAGAGAGGAGAGAGGGGAGAAGGAGGGACACAGAAACACUACAAGGCAGUGGGUGCAUGUCCAUGCAGGUUUCUCGAUGUCUUCAAACACUGUGGAGUUCUGUGAAUGUCUCUAACCGCUCGCCCGAUUGGGAUGAAACGCGUGUGUGUGUGUGUAUCUGCAGGGUGUUGGUGGUCAAUUAAAGUAUAUCUAAAACAUUUGUAAAACCUUACAUAGUGUGUGUAUCCUGUGUGUCUGUCUGUCUGCCUGUAUGUGUGUGUGUGGGGGGUUCUGCCUCUGUAGGGUGUUAUAGGUCAAUUGAAGGAUGUAUCUAAAACAUUUAUAAAACUGACCAUGAUAAUGUUUGAAUGGAUCAUUGUGUGGGGAAGGGAGAGUGUUGCUAUAGAUAACUUUAUUCAGAUAUUAUGGUCUGUGUUCUCUCAAUCACUCUCCCCCUCUCCUUUACCAAAAUCCCUUGUGACCUCCUCCUAAUUGCUGCUGCAGCUGUGAUGUCAUCUCUUGGCCAGCCAAUCAGAACGUUCCUGUGGGUUUUUUCCUUUGCUUUUUGUUUUGGUAUGUCUAGAAAUAAGUAAUGAGAUUUAAAGUCUAAAAACAAGAGAAAAAAAUUGAACUUUCUUCUGAAAUAAACGUUGCUGUUUACACUGCAA